This is a messenger RNA of Micropterus dolomieu (smallmouth bass), 1271 nucleotides long. RefSeq names its product inositol polyphosphate-4-phosphatase type I A-like. Lineage: Eukaryota; Metazoa; Chordata; Actinopteri; Centrarchiformes; Centrarchidae. The record is from RefSeq and is a predicted model, not a curated record. Gene Ontology annotation, molecular function: phosphatidylinositol-3,4-bisphosphate 4-phosphatase activity. Gene Ontology annotation, cellular component: cytoplasm.
AGUUGUUCCUUCCAGGAGAGGUUGUGUAUUUCUAUUGUUGGCAGGUCUUUUGCUAUGGCUCAACAAUUGCAGAGAUCGAGACUCAAGUCUGAAUCUUCCCUGAGAUCUGAGACCUGAGAUCUUCAGGUUUUUGCAGAGGUUUGAGCUCUCUGAGUUCCCUUGGCCCCGUGACCCUGUACGGAGGAUAAGCGGUUGACGAUGGAUGGAUGGAUGGAUGGAUGGAGUUCCCUUGAGUUUAAGUGGGAAUUCAGAAAAGCACUGCAAAAAACUGUGCGCUCGUCGUGCAGUAUGUUAUCCAGGAAGUCCAGUUGGAGUUUUGGAAGAGGUGAACAGCUUUCUGGAGCAGCAGUGGCUCUACCCAGAAAGAGGGGCACAUCACAUGGGAGUGCGUGACUGCGUGUGUGAGGGUGUGUGUUCAGGCCUCCUGCCGUCGCCCGCUCUUCCCAGACAGGCAUGGCGGGGGUCAGAGAGCGCGUCUCCCGGAUACAGAGGCCGUGGUCGGUGUACCGGGCCAACACAUUCGAGCUGUCCAACGAGAUGAUCGGCUUGGCUCUCGCAGGAAACAGUCAGGAUCCAGAUGAGCCUGUGCUUGAGUUCAGCGUGGCCUGCACAGACCUGCUGACUCCUGCUUUGGAUCGAAAACCCAACAGCUUUGUAGCUGUGAGCUGCACGACACCACCACAGGCCUUUUGGACCAAACACGCACAGACUGAAGUCAUAGAGGGCACCAGUAACCCCAUCUUCCUCAGCAGCAUCGCCUUCUUCCAGGAAUCCAACAUCAACCAGCAGACGCAGGUGAAACUGGCCGUCUACGACGUGAAGGACCGCUCGCAGGGCACGAUGUAUAUGUUGGGAUCAGCACUAUUUCCUGUAAAAGAGUUGUUGCAAGAGAAGAGCCACAGAUUACAGCUCGAACUGAGAUCAGCAGAGAAUGAGCGGGUUGGGGAAGUCACUAUAGCUGCCUGGCAGAUGGAGGAGAGAGCCGAUCAGAGGAUGUCGGCCAGCCGCCUGCCAGACAGCAUCAAUGGCCGGACGAUGCUGCCUGUUGAUGAGAGCCUCACGGAGUCGAUGGGAGUCAGAAUCAAAUAUGCCUCGCUAUGCAAAGACACCCUGCUUCGCUCAGUGUUUGGAGGCACGAUGUCCCGGAUGUACCGCUUCCCCACGACGGAUGGGAACCACUUACGGGUGCUGGAGCAAAUGGCAGAGAGCGUCCUCUCAUUAAACAUUCCCAGACAGUUUGUCAGACUGCUGCUGGAAGAGGAUGCAGCCAG